AUGGUGAUGCAUUGUAUAGGGUUGUUGUUGCUGUUGACCAUAGUUGUGGCAGAUAUAGGAUUAGGAGCAGCCCGAAAAGAGUGUUCGGAAUCAAGGUACUGCAGAGAAAAUGGCCCUCCUAUCAGAUUCCCUUUCCGACUCAAACACAGACACCCUGAUUCCUGUGGCUAUCCUGGCUUCUCUGUAUCCUGCACAUCUACCAAUCACACUGCACUUGAGCUUUCAAUUGAUUCAAUUCCCACUAACUUCUUAGUAAGUAAAAUAGAUUACAACUCACAGACAAUUCAUAUUUAUGACCCAAAUCGUUGCUAUGAAAAGCUGUUUUUAAACCAUCCAUCAAUUCCUCAUUUCCAUUUUAUUAGUAGGUACGCAUACAACUAUACCCUAUUCAGUUGCUCUUCAUUACUUGAAUCAACAAUCAGCCUGCAGAUCUCCUGCCACGGUGACUCAAGGUUUCGGAUUUAUUUAGUUGAUUCUGGUUAUUAUAUCAAUGACUACGGGUCCUUUGUGUCUUGUACCAAGCUGUGCGACUUACGGGCCAACAUAGAUGUAAUGCUCAGAGAAGUGAAUGAAAUUCGAUUGGAAUGGUCUAAACCAAAGUGUGGAGCUUGUGAAGCAAAAGGCCAGACGUGUAAUUUCAAGAACAAUAACACUCAGCAUGAAACUGCAUGUUUUGGAAAAGGUGUAUCAAUAAAAGCAGUGGUUGCUGGUGGUACCGUAGGUUCCUCUGUCCUUGUACUAGCGAUCAUAGCAUUAAUCUAUCAUGUGUACAAAAAAUACAAAAAUGAUACAGAAAGCAGACUGAAGAUUGAAAAGUUUUUGGAGGAUUACAGAGCCUUUAAGCCCUUCAGAUAUUCAUAUGCUGAUAUUAAGAAGAUUACAAACCAAUUCGAGGACAAGCUUGGUGAAGGAGCCCAUGGAAGUGUGUUCAAAGGAAAGCUUUCAAAUGACAUCCUUGUUGCUGUGAAGAUGCUAAACAACUCCACAGGAAAUGGAGAAGAUUUUGUCAAUGAAGUGAGCACCAUUGGCCGAAUUCACCAUGUCAAUGUGGUUCGCUUGGUUGGAUUUUGUGCUGAUGGGUUUAGAAGAGCUCUUGUUUAUGAGUUCCUACCAAAUGGGUCAUUACAAAAGCACAUUGCCUCCAUAGAUCAAGGCAAAAAAUGUUCUCUUAACUGGGAGACCAUGCAAGAUAUCACACUAGGCAUAGCUAACGGAAUCGAAUAUCUCCACCAGGGCUGCGAUCAGAGAAUCCUCCAUUUUGAUAUCAAGCCUAAUAAUGUCUUACUUGAUAAUGACUUUACACCAAAGAUUUCUGAUUUUGGUCUGGCAAAGUUGUGUUCAAAGGAUCAAAGCUUGGUAUCAAUGACUACAGCUAGGGGGACCUUGGGUUACAUAGCCCCUGAAGUUUUUUCCAGGAACUUCGGGAAUGUGUCUUAUAAGUCCGAUGUUUAUAGUUUUGGAAUGUUGUUGCUUGAAAUGGUUGGUGGGAGAAAAAAUGUAGAUGAGACUGCAGAGAAUGCUGACCAAGUUUACUAUCCAGAAUGGAUAUACAAUCUACUGGAAGAUGGAGAAGACUUGAGGAUCCAUAUUGAUGAUGAAGGAGAUGCAAAGAUUGCAAAGAAACUUGCAAUUGUGGGACUCUGGUGCAUUCAAUGGCAUCCCGGAGAUCGUCCUUCCAUGAAAACUGUGGUUCAAAUGUUGGAAGGUGGAGAUAAAUUAACCAUGCCUCCUAAUCCUUUUGCCUCUACGGGUACGAAACGGAUGAACACGCAUGCGCCUAAAGCUACAACGAAUAUGAAGCAAGGGUUGGAAAUGAUUCCUGAGUGUCUAAACAUCUCGAUUUUGAAGCAUUACGUGGCCCGUACAAAUGCAUUACUGGCAGCAAAGGAACCAGAUGAGGCUGUAAAUUUCCUUCUUUCCUCUCAACAACAACCACAAGCACAAAACUCAGAAGUAAGAAGUGGAAGUAGUACAAACAAAGCAGAAGUCCAGAAGGUGGAUCAUGUUCAAUACUAUGUUGUCCGUACAAAAGCGUUACUUGCAGCAAAGAAACCAGAUGAGGUAUUACUACUACGUCAUAAUUUGGAUGUAAUGCAUGUGGAGAAAAACGUUUGUGAAAGCAUAAUUAUUACGCUUUUGAAUAUUAAUGGAAAAUCAAAGGAUGGACUAAAUGCUCAUAUGGACUUAAAAGAUAGACCGGUUUUAUAUCCUGAAGAUCGAAGCAAUAGAAUAUAUCUUCCUCCAGCCCCAUUUACACUAUCAAAGUAUAUGAAAAUUCUUAAAGGGUAUGUUCGAAAUCAAGCAAGAUCUGAAGGUUGUAUUGCAGAAGAAUGCAUGAAUUUUUGCAAUGAAUUUGUGACACAAUCAAUUGAAGUAAACCAUCAAGAGUGUCACAAUCAAGAUUAUCCGAGUGAUACAAUUAUUGAAGGUCGGCCAAUUUCAACAGGAACAUCGAUAACUUUAAGUGAUGAGAUGUUAGAAAUUGCACAUUGUUAUGUAUUGUUCAAUUCAGCCAUAGUGGAGCAUUUUCUUGAGUAA
Ziziphus jujuba (common jujube) is the source of this 2538-nucleotide messenger RNA. RefSeq names its product rust resistance kinase Lr10-like. Gene Ontology annotation, biological process: protein phosphorylation. The record is from RefSeq and is a predicted model, not a curated record. Bases 1 to 2538 code for a protein of 845 amino acids. NCBI's taxonomy places the organism in Eukaryota, Viridiplantae, Streptophyta, Magnoliopsida, Rosales, Rhamnaceae. Gene Ontology annotation, molecular function: ATP binding; protein kinase activity; polysaccharide binding. The transcript is spliced from 8 exons.